Aspergillus sclerotioniger CBS 115572 is the source of this 5649-nucleotide messenger RNA. RefSeq names its product snoRNA-binding rRNA-processing protein UTP10 (gene utp10). Gene Ontology annotation, biological process: positive regulation of transcription by RNA polymerase I; maturation of SSU-rRNA from tricistronic rRNA transcript (SSU-rRNA, 5.8S rRNA, LSU-rRNA). The coding region runs from base 125 to 5524 and encodes 1799 amino acids. Gene Ontology annotation, molecular function: snoRNA binding. Lineage: Eukaryota; Fungi; Ascomycota; Eurotiomycetes; Eurotiales; Aspergillaceae. The record is from RefSeq and is a predicted model, not a curated record. Gene Ontology annotation, cellular component: small-subunit processome; t-UTP complex; 90S preribosome. The transcript has 5 exons.
CUCCACGGUGCCCGGGGAAUUUCUGCCCGCUAACGCUUGGGGUUCUAUCACAACUAUCGGAGACGACAAUUGAGGGAUGGGCGUCUUUUGCAGCACUCGAUAAACGAAAAUUUCACCGUCCAACAUGGCCUCGUCCCUCUCCGCGCAGCUGUCGCAGAUUGCGGCAAAGUCGACCAACCAGUUGAACCUCAAGGCCCAGCGCAUAGCGCACUCGCAGUCCCUCAUCUUUGACUGGAAGGUCGCCACUACUCAGGAUUUCGACACCGUCUACCAAAUAUGCUUCGAAGGGUUCCAGGAGUUAUGUCAGCUGGAUCCCCGUUUCGCGCCGUUCGAGCGCACGAUCUUCAGCGAACAGAGCAAGACGGAGGACCGUACGGAGAUGAGUGCUGCUCAGAACAAGGAGCUAAGCACCGUGCUGGAAGCUUUCCUUGCGCUGGUUGGAGGUCACUUGCUGUUGAGUCCGGCCGCGACGGCUGUUGACUGGCUUAUUAGGCGUUUCCGAGUGCACGAAUACAACACCGAGUUUACAAUCCUCACAUUCCUGCCUUACUAUACCACCCCUCUUUUCCUGAACUUGCUCUCAAUACUGCCCGAAGACUUGACACCAACCUUCAAAAUCUUGAACCCGUACAAGAAGAGCCAAACCAACCCUCCCCGCCAUCCCCUUGUUCACAGUGCUACGACCAACAAGCACUUCUUAGCAGCCGUCAACAGAUACACCCUUCAAGUCAGCAAGCAGCGGGCACACCAUCAUGCGCUUCUGUCGUUUUGGGCGGGUAUUCUAACGGAGGCAGUUGCUGGCAUGCUGGACUCAGCACGCUCGGGCCGACGCGAUCUUGAGAAAGAAAAGCACGAGGAUGUCAUCAUGAAGGUUCUUCCGGUCUUGAACGACGGCUUGGGUAUGAAGGAUGUCUCUGAGCUGGUGAUUGGUUGCUACAUGGUCUGCGUGGUUCUUGCACAGAAGGCUUCUCUUCAGGACAAGCUUCUCGAUGGAUUGAUGGAGGCCGUUGCCGGAUCUUGGACAGAAGAAACCAUGGAAUCUGGUCUCAUCUGCUUGUCUGUCCUGGCUCAGCAGAAGCCGGACACAAGGAUCCCCAAGCGGGCCUUCAAGGCAGUGCUGCGCUUGGAAGAACCCGUGAAGCAGUUGUCGGCAAUUUCAGCACAGUACCCGACAUCUCAUUUACUCCUUGGCUUGGUAUCCGGAUGUGUCGAUGAUCUCUCAAAGCAGAAAGAUUCCGCGCGCUUGGAUCUGCUGUCCCUGAUGUUCGAGACCAACCUCUUGGGCGAGCCAGAAGCCGCCAAGGCUAUGGCCACAAUCCUUCACGCUAUCAGUCAUGCUCACAGAGAGGGUGUGCUCUCUUUGGACGCCCAGACGCACCUUGCAGAACUCGUUCAGCACUUCAGCCAGUCCGAGUCUCUCCGAGCCAUCUUCCAGAAAACGAUCGAGGAAUCGUCCAUCGACGUCGCGGCACUCGAACAUAACCUGCAAACUGUGAUUGAAUCUGUGCCCACCACUCAUGUCAUCGAGGAUGUCGAAAUGGAGGAUGCACAACAAGAAGCAGUCGACGAUGGUUUCGCCUCGGCUCUUGAGUCGGUGGCCGGAAAGAAAUUGGACACUUCGGCCCUCAGUGCGCAAUCAAUCCCUGCUUUCGAGAGCCUCGUCCAGGCCUUUGCCCUUGCUGUUGGUUCUCAGGAGAAGUUGGAGGCUUUUGUCGAAUUGCCAACCCUCGGAAAGAGCGAUGCUUUGAAGUCCGCACAGUAUCUGUCGUUCUUUAUCCGGACUUUCUCCGGAUCAUACCCCAUUGGCACCAGGGCAACUGCGCUCAGCACCAUCUCCUCGCUCCUCACUUCCGUAUCCCCCGAUGUCGAUCUUCAGGCUCUUCUGCCUUUCCUGCUGGUAGCUCUAGCGGACUCCUCGGAGAGAAUUCGGCGCGAGGCAGCAGGCGUGCUGGCCAUCAUUGGAGGGUUGUAUAAGAAGAGCAAGAAGAGCGAGGCUAGCGUUUGGGCUCGCGACACGAUCUACGGCAAACAUUCGAAGAACGUUCAAUGGCUUGCCGGUCGUGAUGCGCAAAAGAUUCUCGAGCGCGCGUUGCUGCCAGGCCUGGAGGAGUAUGUCCUUGACCAGGCUCACAUUGGUCGAGUCCUCGAAGCUACAUUGCGAGGAUCUUCAGCCCCCGAUUCGGGUGCGGCUGAGUUGAAGAAGCCACUUCGCUUGAGCUUCUUCACCUUCCUCUGCUCGCAUGCUGUCCAACUGCCCCUUUACGCGCCGAAGUUGUCUCUGCUCAAGCUUCUCAACCGUGUUGAUCGGGCUGGUGGGACAACUCGCACGAAGGAGCUUGGACCAUUCUUGAAGACGUGGCGGGAUAUGAAAGACCAAGAGGCCAAGGAUACCUGUGAGCGGGAGCGUGUCUCUGUGGCAGAAGUGGAUCAGCAGGCGGUUAUGACGGUCACGCCCAAGGACAAGGAUGCUCUCACAUUGCUUCUUUCCUAUGUGAGCCCGUAUUCUCCGUCUUUGAGACCCUCUUUCGUUGCAGCUAUCUUCAACCGUAUGAAGGCUGUUUGGGCCACCGUUGCGGAGGAGCUACAGGUCGAUGCUUCAGAAAAGCUCUUCGAGAUCUCUCUCGAGGAGACCGAGUCACCGCUGAUUCAUGGGUGCAGGGACAUUCUUCGCAGCGUUGAGCUUACCGGCUCGGUGCUUCUUCAAUUCCUUCACAAGAUCCCUGUCUCUAUCACGGACAUGGAGUCCCUCGGACCAGCGCCGAAGAGGAGACGCACUAGCCAGACUAAUAUGGUUGCCAUGACCAUCAAGGAUGAGGCUAAACUCAGCAAGCUCAUGGAGAAGAUGACGUUCAUCUUGGAGCUGGUAGACAGCUCAACUCCGGAGGCUCAUCCUGAGUUGGCUGAUGGUCUUUUCCAGACCCUGGCUGCACUCCAUCAUUUCAAGUCCCAGAUCCAAUCCGGAUUGAGCUACCUCCUGAGCUUGACGCUUGGCAGUCUCCUUGCCAUUGUCAACCGCUCCAAGGGAACCGCAAAGGCACAAUUUGAUACCUCAGUUAUUCGGGCUGACCUGGUCGUGGAUUGCGUCCGCACCACCGAUAGCCCACAGGUGCAGAAUGCAGCUCUUCUUCUGGUGGCGGGCUUGUCUGUCAUUGCUCCUGAGUUGGUCCUCCACAGUGUGAUGCCCAUCUUUACUUUCAUGGGCUCUAGCGUUCUGCGCAAGGACGAUGAAUACUCGGUCUCCGUGAUUGACCAAACGAUUGAUCAGGUCGUGCCAGCUCUCAUCCAGUCAUUGCGUAAUCAAAAGCGUGAUGUGGUGUCAGGCACCUCCGAGUUGUUGCUUAGCUUCACGGCUGCCUUUGAGCACAUUCCCUCCCAUCGCCGCCUGCGCUUGUUCCAUGCUCUGGUCACCAAGCUGGGAACUCAGGACUUCUUGUUCGCUGUUCUGGCCAUGCUUGCCAAUCGGUAUGCCAUGGAUAAGGAUGUUCUUAUUCUGAUGACAGGAUUGGUUUCCGAUGCUAGUGCACCGGUUGAACUUAACACAUACAGCAAGUUCUUGGACUUGGUCAACGAUUCGCUCAAGUCCAAGCCCGGUAUCUCGCAGGUUCUGCUUGGAAUCGGAAGCGAUGAUGGUCGCGAGCCUCAGAAGGUUGCAGUCGACUUGCUCCGGACACUGGCUCAUCUGUUCAAGCACUCGUCGCUCAAGGUCAAGAUGACCAAGGACUUCGCAACGGAGGGAGACGAGGUCGUCGGACAAAUCCGCACGCUCUUCUCUCGGAUCUUGGAACAGGUCCUGGCCAUUGGUGAAUCCAUGCAGAACGUGAAGCCCGUCAGCCAGGCCAGCGGUGACGUCCUUAGCGCACUGUUUGGUACUCUGUCGCUUGUGGACUUCCUCGACACUAUCGAGGUACUGCUUCAGCGCCGCAACGACGAACUGCGGCGCAAGGUUCUCCGACUGUUGGAAGGCCGUCUGCGUCAGAACCCCGAACGCGACGGUGCCUCGCAACACCGCAUGCUCGACUUCCUGCCUACCUUGGUCAACAUCGUCGAGUCUUCGCCGGAUAUCCUGCUCAAGCACGCCGCGGUUGCCUGCAUCGAUCGCAUCGCCGAGAAGUAUGGCAAGAAGGAGCCCUCCAAAGUUGUCCAUGCUGCCCAGGUGGUUGCUAGCGAUGCCUGCAUUGGACAGGACGAUGAGCGUAUUCGCAUCAUGGGUGUCUUGUGCCUUGCUUCUAUGGCCGAGGUUCUCGGUGAGGCGAUGAUUCCUGCGCUGCCGAAUGCCCUCAGCCGUUCAUUGGCAUUGCUUGAACAGAGUCUGGAAGAGGGUAAGGAAAACGCUCGUCUCCACGAUGCCGUUUUCUCCUUCUUCUCCGCUCUUUUCAUCCACCUUCCAUACAUGAUCUCUGCGUCUCACCUGGACAAGGUCCUCGUUCUCUCUUACAAGUCUGCUAUCUCAGAAGGUGUCGAGGAUGAAAGCCGAGAAGAGGCACUCCAACUCAUGGCACGCAAGGUUGAUGUGGCUGCAACAUAUGCCGCGGUCGAUCGCAACUGGCAGCAUGCUGUUAAGGCUGGCCCCGAUGCCACGAGGGAGACUCUGGGAGUCAUGAGCCUCGCUAUCGAGAAGCACCCGAAGUCCGCAACCGUCAACAACCUCGCCGUCCUCACGAGUAUUCUGUUCAAGGCCUUCGACCUGCGCAGAGAACAGGUCUCGCUGGACUCCAAGGCUACAUUUGACUUGUCUGAUGUGGAUGAGAUCGAAGAUAUCAUUAAUGAGGUCACGAUUAAGAUGGUGUACAAGCUCAACGACACCACCUUCCGCCCUAUUUUCACGAAGCUCCUGGAAUGGGCGACUUCUGGUGUUCCGAAGAAGGAUGCCCGAGGCAGCCUGGCACGCCUUACUACCUUCUACAGGUUCCUCCAGGUCUUCUUUGGUACUCUCCAGUCCAUCGUCACCGGUUACUCAAGCUACAUCAUCGAAAAUGUGGUUUCCGUCCUGGGCAAGGCCAACCCAUCGAACCAGGAUACCAAGAGUCUAUGGUUGGCCACGAUGCGCAUGCUCAAGAAUGCCUUUGAGCAUGACCAAGACGAAUUCUGGCAAUCCCCCUCUCACCUCACGGUAAUCGCCCAACCUUUGAUCUCCCAACUCGCCCACGCCAAGAACUCGUCAACAGCAUCCAUUGUUAUUGCCGAGGCCGUCCCCGCUCUCACGGAACUGGCAGUUGCAGCCGAUUCCACCGACAACCACAAGGAACUCAAUACCGUGCUGAUGCGCCUUCUUCGGCCAUCUGCCGGACCCAGUGGCAAGACUGCCGGAGGCGAGAACCCGCACACACGCCUUGCUGCGCUCAAGGCUCAGCAGUCUCUCACGGAGCAACUUGGUGAGGAAUGGCUUGCUCUGCUACCAGAGAUGCUGCCUUACAUCAGUGAGCUGAUGGAAGACGAGGACGAGAACGUGGAAAGAGAAGUCCGCAAGUGGGUGAAGCAGAUUGAGGGUGUUUUGGGCGAAAGACUAGAUGACAUGUUGACUUGAGCCUGAGCUUGACACGUUUGGAUGCCUGGCGUAUGUUGGUGCUUGUAAAUAAAAAGUUACAGGAUCGAUUUCGAGUGAUCAUAUACCUGUUAUUAGACUAUUCAACGAAGCAUACUAUUUUGGAC